Nezara viridula (southern green stink bug) is the source of this 981-nucleotide messenger RNA. NCBI's taxonomy places the organism in Eukaryota, Metazoa, Arthropoda, Insecta, Hemiptera, Pentatomidae. The record is from the annotation of a GenBank genome assembly.
UCAUGCUUUAUUUAUUAGUUGCCUAAUAUAUUUUAAUGAACAAUUCUUAAGUGUAGCUGUUCUUGGUAUACUAAAAAAAGAUUGUGUCCAAAAUGAAUGGAAGCUCAACAUCCAUAAGCCGUGAAGAUUCCGGUGAUGGCUUGGUCUCAAUUACUUCAGAAAACCUGGAACAACUUGAUUUAGUUGAUGAAAAAACGGCAUUAAUGGAAGACAUGAUGAACCAGGGGGAAAAAACCACUGAAAGUUAUGUUCACUUUGGAGAACCUAAAUGUGAAUCAGACACAGAGCCGAGACCAUCAACCAGUCUUAAGGCAGGUGGAGUGCACCAUGGUAUUAGAGCAGAAGAACCGUUCGGCGCUCACAGAAAUGUACAUUACCCAAAAUUCAGAUAUGCAAGUUCGGGAGCAACUGACGAUGGGGAUUUGUUGAAGCGCGAUGAUGGGAACAAAGGUAAAACUGAGGCUCACUAUGUUGCAGAAAAAGGAGACCUGAUACGUCUUUCGGAGUUGCACAAUUAUUCGAUGAACGUAAGAGACGAUAAGGGUUGGGCGCCGGCGAUGUACGCGACCUCAAAUGGCCAACUAGAAGCUUUGCAACUGCUGCAGAAAAACGGUGCCAACUUGCGAGUGUUUGAUACCCAAGGGCGCUCGCUCCUCCACAUAGCUGCGGCCUUCGGGCAUGAACAUGUCAUAUGUUGGUUGCUGGAAGAAGGGUUUGACAUUCGCGCAACUGAUUUUUAUGAUAUGACGCCACUUCACUUGGCUGCAGCUCAUAAUCAAGUUGGCGCUGCUCGCUUGUUAGUUUUGAAUGGGGCAGAUAUUUCGCUUGAGGAUGACCGCAAUCGAACUCCUCUUAAAAUUGCACAAAUUGCUGGUCAUCCCGAAAUAAUUGACUUGCUUCGUGAAAUAAAAGCAAGUCAUAUUUAAUAUAAAAUGAGCUGAAACAUGAAAACAUUAUUUAAAAUAUAUACUUGUAUAAAUA